AAUAUUCUCCUCGUAAUGUUGCCCACCUUGGUCGAGCCGCGUUUGUCUGCGCAGUUGACCAGAGUCAAUGGAUUCUUCUGAUUUUGGGCAUAGAAGAAAUUUUCAAGAGGCAUGUGUGUACGAAAUGUUUUAAAUUUCGCAGUAAGCGAAGAAUUAUUUACUCACCAAUAAACACACGAAUUAGGCAUAAACACAAGUUUAUCAUUAAAGCGAAUACCGUCACCAUUUCAAGAUAUGGAUUUUAAUUUUUCAGGGUUGUGAAUUUGUCUUCACAUUACUACUUUUUUUGGACAUACGUGUUUUCGGCGAUCGGAAAACUGGCCGUGUCAUUAAGUUGGUCGCUUCCCUCCGUGAGAGGAAAAUGCCAGAAAAUGUUCAGAAUUACAACUCGAUGAAAUGCGGUGUUGAAGCCUGGUAACUAAAAUUAAUCAUCAUGGAUGUCUUGAACAAACUUUGUUCUACUGUUAGUAGCACAGUAUCACAGCUGUCAAGCGUUCUACCAGGAAACCCAGUGACUCGAGAAUUUGAAGCCACCUGUCAUAUUGCCAGUGCUGGUCCAGGUUUACUAUGGAAGAUAUACCAAGGAUAUAAGAAGUCCACUAAACAAGAGGCAGCUAUCUUUGUCUUUGAAAAACGCCAGUUAGAAAGAUGGCCCCGCAGUGAUAGAGAGGCUAUGUUGGAAAUGUUGCGAAGGGGUGUCUCACAGCUGACUAGACUAAGGCAUCCUCAGAUUCUAAUUGUUCAGCAUCCAUUAGAAGAAUCUAGGGAAAGCCUGGCAUUUGCUACAGAGCCUGUGUUUGCCAGUCUUGCUAAUAUCGUAGGCUUCACAGAGAAUAUGCCUUCUCCUCAACCUUCACAACUUAAAAAUUACAAUUUGUUUGAAGUAGAAAUCAAGUAUGGUCUCCUGCAGGUAGGGGAGGGAAUGGCUUUCCUUCACAGUGAUGUGAAACUCUUGCAUCAUAAUAUCUGCCCUGAGGUGAUUGUGGUCAACCAGCAAGGUGCAUGGAAGAUAUUUGGCUUUGACUUCUGCAUAAACAACUGUAACACACAAGACUCACGGCCAUACUGGCCUUUUGUAGAAUACAGCCCCACACUGCAUCCAACGGCUCAACCAUGUCUUGAUUACUUGGCUCCUGAAUGUGCCCUGACCCUUAGUCACUCUCCAGCCAGCGACAUGUUUUCCCUUGGAAUGCUCAUCUUCGCUCUGCACAAUUCAGGUCAGCCUCUCUACAACAAUAAAGGAGACUGGAGCUCUUACAAAAGGAAUGCGUGUGAGCUGAAGCAGCUGCAAGCAGCGCGAUUACUUUGUGUAACAGAUGGACUGCGAGACUAUGUCAAAAUGAUGUUGAAUGUUACACCAGAAUUGAGGCCUGAUGCUCAUCAAUUUACCAAGAUUGAAUUUUUUGAAGAUGUGGGGGUGAAGACUCUUAAUUAUUUGGAUUCUUUAUUUCAAUGGGAUAAUCUUCAGAAGUCUCGGUUCUACAAGGGUUUGCCACAGAUUAUACAAAAUCUGCCACACCGAGUCUGUAUAUAUAGAAUACUUCCAUGUCUGAUGAAGGAAUUUGUGAAUCCAACAAUGGUUCCAUUUGUUUUACCAAAUAUACUGUUAGUGACACAGAACUGCAGCAAGGAGGAAUAUUCACAACACAUCCUUCCACACCUAAAGCCUGUGAUGAAGAUGCAGGAUCCUAUCCAGAUUUUGUUGAUAUUUAUGCAAAAAAUGGAACUUCUCUUAAAAUUGACACCAGCAGAAGAGAUUAAAACUGAUGUACUACCAAUGUUGUACCGGGCACUUGAGUCAGAUGCUCAGCAGAUUCAGGAGCUUUGUCUGUCUGUUCUACCAACAUUUGCAGGACUCAUUGAUUAUCCAGCCAUGAAAAAUGCCUUGUUGCCACGUAUCAAGCGCCUUUGUAUUGCUACUUCCUACAUCUCAGUGCGUGUGAACUGUCUGGUAUGUGUUGGCAAGUUGCUGGAGCACCUAGACAAGUGGUUAGUUUUGGAUGAAGUACUUCCAUUUCUGCCUCAGAUCCCUUCCAGAGAACCUGCUGUGUUAAUGGGAAUACUUGGGAUCUACAAAUUGGCAUUAACACAUAAGAAGCUUGGCAUUACAAAAGAACUGAUGGCUACUAGAAUCCUCCCAUUUCUAAUGCCAUUAAGUAUAGAGAAUGGACUGACACUGAAUCAGUUCAAUGCUCUAAUGACUGUGAUUAAAGAUAUGGUAAGCCGAGUGGAAGGAGAACAUCUGCCCGACAUAGGAAAUUUGUUAGGAGGAGUAAUAAAUAUGCAGUUAUUUUGCUGUAGGUCUGUUCCUCUGAAUCUUACUUCCAACAACAGUCAAUCUCAGCUAGUUCCUACUCCACAGCCUCAGUCGGAGCUGGACCAGAUGUUUUCAGGUCUAGGGUUGGACGUCUUCACAGGAGGGAAAGAAACAGAUACAACUCCAAACACUCGUCAAAUCAAUGGGAUUGCUAAUGCUAAUAUUUCACUUAAUUUAGAAGAUAAACAAAGGUUGACAAGGCAACAGGAGGCUCAGCAAAGAUUGCAAGCUCAGCCCAUACUCAGUCCAUCUACUCCAGCACAGAGUAAAACACAGACUCAAGUAAAGGAUCUAACAUCCACAUUAGUUGAAAACAAUUUAAACCAGACAAAAUAUACUUGGCCACCCCUACAGACAGGAGACCAAGUGGGAGGAACUGGGUGGCAGAAUACUGUCAGGCCUGCAGCUUCUCCACAAGGCUUUGGUGCCUUUCAACCAGCUCCUGUGGCUACUCACUGGCAGUGGCAGUCACCACCUGCACCUUGCGCAUCAUCCCAGCAGCCUGUGUUCACAGGCUCACAUCAGACAAGUUCCCUUGAUUCGCUUCUUCCGGCUACAACUAAGCUUCCAAUGAACAGAAUGCAGACACCGCUGCAGCAGCCUCUCGUAAUGAUGUCACCAUUCCAGCAGUCAAAACCGCAGCAGACUAAAGUACUCUCUUCCUCUGAAAUCAAUGACUUCCUUAGCUAGUGUAUAUUCUUAGCUUACUGUGGCCUGUGUUCAGGUUUUAAAGGGCUUUUAGAACCAGAUUGGCACAGAACCAGAACUUGUGCAAAGUAAGUGCAGGUAUCAUUACCGGUAUACCAACCCUAUUGCCUGUCUUUUCAUAGUGAAUAGUGGGAAACAGAAUUGGCUGUAACAAACUGCAGAUUGUCUUUGACUCUAUCUGCUUGUCUUUGUCCAGAAUAGUGCUAUGUUUAAAGGAUUCUUUAUUGUCGACCACUUGUAUUUUAAUUUAAUUCUUUACCGACUGGCUAUGGACUGGACGACCAGGUUUUGAUCCCUGACAGGGGUGGAGGAUCUUUCCUCUAGCCUCUGUGUCCAGAUUGGUUCUGGGGCCCACCGGGCC
Messenger RNA from Zootermopsis nevadensis, 3386 nucleotides. The record is from RefSeq and is a predicted model, not a curated record. Lineage: Eukaryota; Metazoa; Arthropoda; Insecta; Blattodea; Termopsidae.